AUGUCCAUUUCCGUCAGCGAGAACCGCCCUGGUCCCUCAGUCAGCGAUACCAGUUCCCGAUGUGUCCAACCAAGCUCGACGACAUACUCAACCUACAGCCAGGAGCUCAUCGGCCACAAGCCACUCUCCCGCCGCAACUCAAACACCACCCUACAAUCUCGCCCCUCCAGCCCUACCCCCCCAGCCCGCCAGGACGACGAUCACCUCGCACCAUCAUUCAUCGCCAACGGCGACCCGCUGUUCCUCUCCACGGCCUCCCCCGGCCAGGACGCCCCCUACCACAACAUCAACCAGGACAAGGUCAACCUCAAGCACGCCCUCGAGGACCUCGCAAGGCAGCCCCCCAACGGUAACACCAACGGCCACUCCGCCGACGGCGGCGGUGACGGCCACAACAGCAACAAGCGUCCCCGGAGGGACGACCCCAGCAGCCAGUCCUCCCCCGCCAAGGCCACCACCGCCUCCAUCACCACCCGCAGAAACGGCCUCAAGGACGUGGAGGGCUCCUCGGUCAAGGACGCCAAGGCCCGCAAGACAUCUUGA
Messenger RNA from Clonostachys rhizophaga, 543 nucleotides. The record is from the annotation of a GenBank genome assembly. NCBI's taxonomy places the organism in Eukaryota, Fungi, Ascomycota, Sordariomycetes, Hypocreales, Bionectriaceae.